ACUGCUCUCUAUAUUCUCCCAUAAUUGCAUAGGCAGUCCCCCAAAACCUGUUCGAAUAUUUCAAUUAGGCACUUCAACUAAGAACAUUGACCUAUUAAACACCUGAACUAUUCUCAAAAUGUGUCAAUUUAAUCCCCAUUAGUUCAUCAUUCAUCAACAACCACAGUUACAGCAAUGAAAUCCGCAUCAAUUUCCAGCACAACAGAUUUCAGAACUUUCUCGAAUCUUCCGUCUUGCCGAAUUCCACUCUCAUCUCAUCGGCGCGUAGCUGAAACGCUCCAUUUAGUACCGGAAAGAGUAGGUAGCAGUACUAGUAGCAAAGCUAGAAGUACAACUAAAACCUUCAUUCGUUAUACUAUCUCUGCUAGCUAUGGUGAUAAUAAGGAAUAUACUUCUCCAGCGAAGGCAUUAAGGAAGGUUCUAGAAUCACCGGGAAUUCAUCAAGGUCCAGCUUGUUUUGAUGCUCUUAGUGCUAAGCUUGUUGAGCGAGCUGGAUUUGAUUUCUGCUUUACUACUGGUUUUGGAAUAUCAGCCGCACGGUUAGGAUUGCCAGAUGCAGGACUAAUUUCUUAUGGAGAGAUGGUGGCUCAGGGUCAAGAGAUCACACAAGCAGUGUCCAUACCAGUAAUUGGGGACGGAGAUAAUGGAUAUGGUAACGCCAUGAAUGUCAAGAGAACUGUGAAAGGAUAUAUUAGAGCAGGUUUUGCAGGAAUAAUCCUUGAAGAUCAGGUUUCUCCCAAAGCAUGUGGUCAUACACGUGGCAGGAAAGUUGUUUCGAGGGAGGAAGCAAUAAUGAGAAUAAAAGCGGCUGUUGAUGCUAGAAAAGAAAGUGGAUCUGACAUUGUGAUUGUGGCACGUACUGAUGCACGCCAAGCAGUCUCCUUCGAAGAAGCCAUUCGGCGGGCCCGUGCUUUUGCUGAUGCUGGCGCUGAUGUUCUGUUCAUCGAUGCUCUUGCUUCCAAAGAAGAGAUGAAAGCAUUCUGUGAUGUCUAUCCACUGGUUCCGAAGCUCGCAAAUAUGCUUGAAGGUGGUGGUAAAACGCCAAUAUUCACUCCUAUUGAACUUGAGGAACUUGGAUACAAACUUGUGGCAUAUCCACUUUCCUUGAUGGGGGUAUCAAUCGGUGCAAUGCAGGAUGCAUUAUCUGCCAUUAAAGGAGGUCGGAUACCAUCGCCAGGUAGCAUGCCUUCAUUUGAAGAGCUAAAAGAAAUCCUAGGUUUCAAUACCUACUAUGAAGAAGAGAAGCGUUAUGCAACAACAGGCAGUCAACUUCCUUCUCGGAAAGGCGAUUUCUCAUCAAGCAGCAUUGAGUAUGGUAUUCAACCCGGCAUCCAAGCUGAUAGAGAACUGAGUAGUCAAAUACCAGAGAGUCCUGUUGAGGUAUUGAUUCCUGAGGUGUAUGACAAAUUUUCUGGAGAGGGUGCGAAAGGAAAUUUCUCAGCGGCCUGGUCUCGGAAAUUAAGAGUAAAAAUAACUGGAAAAGAUGGAUCUGAAAAGCUAGAUAUCAGAAUUCCUGCUGGAUUUUUGGACGGAAUCACAAACGUAGUUCCAGACUUGGUAGGUGUAAAUAUCAAGUCUCUGUUGGAUGAGGCUACUUUAGAAGAGGGAGGGAAACAAUUGUUGGAUUUUCAGGAUACAAUGGGUGACAGGAUACAAGUUAUUUUGGAAUAAGGGAGCUGUUGUUUCUUAUUCCUGUAUUUUCCCAACUAAAAAUCAUUUUCAUGAAUAAAUCUAUGGCAAUCAAAAAGAAUUUGGUGAUUAUAUGGUAAGUGUCAUGUAUAUCCUUGGCCCUAGGGAUUUGGUCUAGUGGGAAGAGCAGAACGCAUGGUAUACGGUUUAGACGCACGUCAGAGGUGCAAAAUUGCUGCAGAUAAAUGCUUGUAUUUAGGUGGAAAAAAUAGAGGGAUGGUCUCAUUAUCCACCAAGUUUCGUAUUGUUCACCACUGGCCCUAGGGAAUUUCUCGACUAUAAAAAAAGAAAAAAUAUUUUAGCUUGUAUGAGCUCUCAUAUAUUUGUUUCACUUCACCUAAAAGAAGAGUACAGUAUCGAUGCUGAUUCCGAUAUCUCAAUUCUCAAGUGUUCUUGAUUUGUUGCAUAUUGUUAUUGACUCACUGUGAUCAAAUAUUGAUGUGUGAUGACAAACAAAACCUUGGGUAUAGAUGCAUAAUAUUAUACAAUGAUUCUACCAAGUUAAAA
This is a messenger RNA of Lycium barbarum (goji berry), 2196 nucleotides long. RefSeq lists its product as uncharacterized. Gene Ontology annotation, molecular function: catalytic activity. The record is from RefSeq and is a predicted model, not a curated record. NCBI's taxonomy places the organism in Eukaryota, Viridiplantae, Streptophyta, Magnoliopsida, Solanales, Solanaceae. Bases 175 to 1671 code for a protein of 498 amino acids. The transcript has 8 exons.